CCUAUUUUGAUUGCGGAAUUGAAACCGAGAAAACCAAUUCACCCUCCCUUUGCGGGAACUACACAAAAUGAACAAAUCACGAGUAUUUUGUCUGGUAGGAAGAGAUCCGAUUUCACGCAUAGCAACCGCAGAAAACGUCGGAGACAUUUAUGAAACGACUCUUGCAUCUUCCACCGCGUAUGAAUUGCCAAGUACGUCUGACAAACCGCGACAAAGUCCUGCCCCAAUUCGUUGGAGUCAAGCAUCGCAGAAACGCGAUAGCUACGUCGCAGCGAUAAGCACUUCGGAAAUAAACCUUGAGCGCAUCGCUACCGGUAAAAAUCCUUCGACAAUGGAGGAAAUACUUUUACAAGAUAUGGGCGAUCAAGGUCUAUCGGGAUCGAUAAGUAAACGUGAAUUGUUGAAUAAGAAAAUUGAUUACGUGUUAGUUUAUUCUGAACCUGAGUUGGAGAAGAGAAAUGAAGAGGAAGAAAGAGAAAAAGCGGAAAUGAGAGAAAAAUAUGAGAAGAAUCUGAAAAAGCAAGGCUUGAAGAUAGAACAUGUAACAUCUAACAAACAGGAAAACCUUACCUUUGUUCUUGUCCACGCUCCCUGGGACGCUCUGGCCAAGUGUGCAGAGGAAAUGAUGAUUCGGGUUCCUGUUCGGGAGCCUGAAAGGCUAAUACACCUCAGGUCUUCGAAAAAGAAUAAAUGGCUUCAAAAGGCCAAAAAUGUUCUUAAUAUUUUCCAACUUCAAGAUCGUUCUCUCAUGAAACCUGAUCGUCAGGUAACCGCGGUUUUUAGUCGGGCAAAGUCAGACUGUUUCCUUAUCGAAGACAAGGAAACGUUUUUUUCCGACAUUGACCGAAGUCGCAUGACCCAUCGCUUUCUACUCUCGACGAAGUAUUCGUCUGAAAUGGACGACUUCGGAAUCUCUCGUCUGCUGCAUAAAGGGGUCUACGAAUGUGCAUAUCCCUUGCAUGAAGAUCUUCGGACAGAGAGCGAAGAUAAUCUUCCGACAAACGAACGUCAGCGAUUAUGUCAAAACUGGGCGUCUUUUAGUCAGUGGUACAAGUAUCAGCCCCUUAGUGCGAUAAAGAAUUACUUUGGGACUCGUGUAGCAUUGUAUUUUGCCUGGCUAGGAACAUACAAUUUCAUGCUUGUUAUUGCUGGUUUAAUCGGCAUGUGCUGCUUCAUCGUUGGUCUUAUAACAAUGGAAACAUUUCAACCAGUUAAGGAGAUCUGCGAUGAGAGAAACUCCGAGUUGUUUUACAUGUGUCCGCUUUGUGACAAAGAUUGCAGUUACUGGACCCUAACAAAAAGCUGUGAUUACGCUACAGUAUCACAUCUGUUUGACCACGAAGGAACGGUGUUCUUCGCGGUUUUUAUGUCUCUCUGGGCAACCGUGUUUCUGGAGAUGUGGCGAAGACGCGAAAUAAGCUUAGCUCACGAAUGGGACAUGUUGCAUUUUGAAGAACAAUUUGAACCACCUAGGCCAGCUUUUGUUACAAAGGCCAAAAACAAGCGACCCAACCCUGUGACAGGCAAAUUGGAGCCCUACAUUCCGUUUUCGUUGCGUGCGGGGAAAUUCACGUGUGGUUUUAUAAUAGUUUCGUUCAUGGUUUUACUCGUAAUUGCUACUUUAGUUGGAGUUGUCAUUUACAGAGCAGCUAUGGUCGCUGUUUUGUCCGCCUUCCCGGACGAGGACAUACAGAAGGGCGCGCGAAUUAUAACCUCUUUGACAGCUUCUGUUCUGAAUCUUGUCGCUAUUACUGUGCUGGGAGUUGUGUAUGAGAAAAUAGCGGUCGCGCUAACCGAGUGGGAGUCCCCCCGGACCAGAACAGAGCAUCAAAAUAUUUUAACACUGAAGCUAUUUUCUUUUCAGUUUGUAAACAUGUACUCGUCGCUGUUUUACAUUGCGUUCUUCAAAAGCAGUCGUAUCGUGGGAUAUCCUGGGAACUAUAAUCGAAUCGGCGCGGGAAGAAUGGAAGGAUGCGACCCAUCGGGAUGUUUUAUUGAGUUGUGCAUUCAGUUAGCUGUUAUCAUGGUUGGCAAGCAGUUCAUCAAUUCCAUUUCCAAGUUUGCUAUGCCAUCUUUUGUGCGUUGGUGGUACGGGCGUAAGGAAAAAGGAUCAAAUGCACAUCCUGAACAGUGGGAGAUAGAUUAUCUAAUUAAUAGUGAACCGGAGUUGAGAAUGUUCUACGAAUAUCACGACAUGGUAAUCCAGUUUGGUUUUGUUACCAUGUUCGUGGCUGCAUUUCCCCUGGCACCUUUGUUUGCACUCAUCAACAAUAUCCUGGAACUUCGCAUAGAUGCCAUUAAUUUCGUCGUUAACUUCCGCCGACCAGUAGCAGAGCGGGCUCAAGGGAUUGGUGUCUGGUUCGGAAUUCUCCGCACCAUGAGCUGGUUUGCCGUAGUAGUGAACUCCUUUGUGAUCGCCUUUACAUCAGAAUUUAUUCCAAGGGAAGUGUACAAAUACGCAUACAGCUCCGACGGAAGUUUAACUGGCUAUGUCAACAACAGCUUGUCUUACUUCAACAUUAAAGACUUCAGUGAGCUGUCCCUACCUCGGGAUCCUUUCAAAAACUUACCUUACAACAAAACCUAUUGCAGGUACAAGGAGUACUUUGACCCACAAGAGCCGUACGAUUUCAACCGUCAGUAUUUCUUCGUUCUCGCUGUCCGUUUAGCUUUCGUCAUUAUCUUCCAAUACUUCGUUUUCUUCAUCGUUAGUCUCUUGGAUUGGCUCAUUCCCGACAUCCCCCGCAAACUUGAAGUGAAGAUAAUGCGCGAGAGUUACGUCGCUAAGCAAUGCUUAACUCGAAGUGAGGCUGAAGCGUCACGUGACCUAGACGCACGUGUGUCGCACACUGAAGGUUCUACAGAUUCUCUUUACAUGUCUUGCGAGAAUGUAAACAGAUCAAGAAAGUCUAGUAGUAUUGCUAAUGGAAGCAGACUUGGCAUCAAUAGAGUAUGAUGACAACGUACAUCAUUGGAGGAUGGAAUGAUCAAAAUCUUGUCUGAGCUUUUCUCUUUGAACUUGGAUUUUAAUUUGGUUGAGCAUGAGUCAAAACUGAUUUUCUGUGUGACGUAUUUUGUAUAUUUUAUUUAGAGUCUUCCUUCUUUCUUUUGGUUUUAUAAGUCUGCAUUUUUUCUUGGAACAGACUCAUAACAGGC
Pocillopora verrucosa is the source of this 3156-nucleotide messenger RNA. Its product is annotated as anoctamin-4. Gene Ontology annotation, molecular function: protein dimerization activity; chloride channel activity. Gene Ontology annotation, biological process: chloride transmembrane transport. Gene Ontology annotation, cellular component: plasma membrane. Lineage: Eukaryota; Metazoa; Cnidaria; Anthozoa; Scleractinia; Pocilloporidae. The record is from RefSeq and is a predicted model, not a curated record.